This is a messenger RNA of Dermacentor silvarum, 357 nucleotides long. RefSeq names its product tetraspanin-33-like. NCBI's taxonomy places the organism in Eukaryota, Metazoa, Arthropoda, Arachnida, Ixodida, Ixodidae. The record is from RefSeq and is a predicted model, not a curated record. Bases 1 to 357 code for a protein of 118 amino acids. The transcript is spliced from 2 exons.
AUGGUACAUCUGCUGAGCUAUUUCCAGUGCAACCUGACGAAUCCGAGCCAGGAGCGCUGCUCGGUGCCGUACUCGUGCUGCAAGUCCACCAGCCUAGGGCCGGUGAGCCUCAACUGUGGCCGAAACGUGCUCAACAUGUCCGACUACGACGCCUGGUUCAUCGUCCACAUCGGCAACUGCCCGGACGCCGUGCACCGCUACGUCAAGGAGCAUGUGAUGGUCAUCGGCGGCAGCUGCCUCAUCGCAGUCAUCUUGCUCGCCUUCGUCGACAUGAUCACGAACGCGGUGAUCGACGAGAUCGACAUUAUCUGCAGGAUAUACCAGCACGUCCAGAUUGCCGAGCAGGACCAGUCGUAG